AUGCGCGAGUUAUUACUUGUACGAAAACUAGAAGAAGAAAAUGCAAAAAAAAAUAAGCAAAAUGAGCUACCUUCACCUACUUCACCUGAAAACACAUCCAACAUAGACUCUUGCUCCGAAAAGCCUAUCAAUAAGCAAGUGACGCAAGAGGUGCAUCAAGAUACACACAAUAAUACACUGAACAAUAGUGAUAUUAAUUUGUUGUCAGGAGAGUGUACGCAGAAUAACCCCGAUAUUGUUAAUGUUCAGAAUCAGUCCUCUGCCAACAUUUUAAAUACAGAUAUCCAACAGCAAAUACCUAUACUUCCAGACGACAAUAAUUCAAUACCUAUCCCACUAGAAAAUUCGACUUCUAAUGAUGUUACUUCCUCUGAUAAGUCUAUUCAUUCAGUUGAACUUGUCGAAAAUAUACCCGAUUUGUCUGAAGAAAAGAAACAUGAUGUACUACAAACGAAACGAGAGAGUCUUAAAGUGUUUUUUCUUCAAAAACAACCAUAUAUACAUAAAGACUCUUACAACAAUAAUCCUGCAUUAGAUCCGGAUUUAAUGGAUUUAAUAGGAACUGAGAGCCAAUCACUUUUAUCUCCAAUUUCAAGUAAGCAAAUUAAGGAAGGAAUCAUAAAUUUAUCAGACCCAGAAAACUUGCCAUUAGACAGUUCUAAUCAUCAAACUGAUCAAAUAGAUAGCAAUUUAAAUUUUGACGAAAAACGUCAAAAAGCUGCUGCAGAUCGCGAUUUGCAGAGAAGGGAAUUAAAAAAUUUGAAGAAACAGAGAAAGCGUCAAUCCACUGAGCAGAAUCCUGAUGAUGAUAUAGUUAUUAUGGUACCAACAAAGAAAACUACUACAAAUGAUAAUCCUGAAGAAACACCUACUGUUGUUGUUAAUUCUGAAAGUUCAGAUGAAAAGACUACAAUUACUCGUAUAAAACGUCCAAAAGAUAAAACUUCUUUUGCUGAUUCAGAUACAGAUGGUUCAGUGGAUUUAGAUGCGCUCAUAGCCGAAGGUAGUGACUUGGAUUCUAAUGCAAUUCAAUUGAAUGAUGAUGGUUUGGACGAUGGUGAUGACAGUUUUUGGAAAAUAGAUCCAGCAGAGCUUGAAAAACACUUAUCACCAUCAACAACUCCUUUACGUCGUCCCUCACCAGACCCACAAAUUACACCAACUCUGGCAAUUUCUAACAGACCAGUUAGCAUGAUCGCGGAAGAAGAUGAGAAUUUAAGUGAUACACCUCUCGAAAUUGAUGGUCAAGAAGCAGAUGAUAUUUUUAAUCCCGGUGGAUAUGAUAUGGAAUCAAAAAAUGACGAUGAAGAAGAUCAGUUUGACAUGUCAUUAGACACACAAAUUACUCCAAUUUUGAAACCUAUAUCUCCAUCUCCGGUGCCCUCACCGUACCCAACACUUUCAGGUGGAAAAUCCGGAAUUCCAACCGGAUUACCAAAAACUGCUUUCAGUCCACAUUUUGGUCCGUCUCCUCUUUCUCCUACCUCAUCUAGAGCUUCAUCAGUUGCUGAUCCAGAUGAAUAUGAGACAAUGUCAAAUGGUUCAUAUACUUCGGUUCGUUCUGCAGGAAGUGCAAAAUCUGGAACUUCUGGAAUACGGAGACCGUCAAAUACUUCAGGACUUCGUGCUCCCAGUCGAGCAGGUUCUCAUGCUACAUCUCCUUCAAGGAUGGCUCUUCCUAAUAGAGUUGAUUCCCAUACAUCAAUCCCAUCCCCAGGCCGACAAAGAUCAAUGAGUGUUAUGAGUAAUAGUUCCACUGAAGAGAGCACUACUUCGUCUGUUGAUGCUGUAUCACCUUCACGGAUUGCCUCUCCAACUCGUGGCGUUCGCAUAUAUAGUCCUAUGUCACAGACUAUAACAAGUGGUGGUACUCGUCCAAGAUCUAUAAGUCGAAUAAGCAAUAGUUCUGCUGAAUCAUCUGCUACUAAUGCCUCAACCUCUGGUAUACGAUCAUUAAAUAAAGCUGGUUCGAAUAUUGCCUCUCCUAAAAUUUCAAAUGUAAAUUCGGGCAUUCCGAAUCGUGUUC
This is a messenger RNA of Cetraspora pellucida, 2026 nucleotides long. Lineage: Eukaryota; Fungi; Glomeromycota; Glomeromycetes; Diversisporales; Gigasporaceae. The record is from the annotation of a GenBank genome assembly.